UCUCCAAUGCCCCUAGCAUUCCUCCCUUAUAUACCCAAAUAAAACCCUAAAAAUUAAACAACUCAUCAAAAACUCGAAAAGAAAAACCGAAAAUUUUAGAGAAAAAAAGCAUGGAAGGAACAGAUGAGCUAAGCAUAGAAGAGUUGGCUUCAAAUCUUUCUACAUACAAGGAACAGCUUCAGCAGGUUAGACAGCUUCUAGGUGAUGAUCCUGGAAACCUUGAAUAUGUGGACAUGGAAAAGGAGCUCGCAGAGGUGAUUGCUCUGACAGAGGAACUGCUUGCAGCUGCAAAGCAAAAUGAGAUUUCUGGAUCAGCUAUUGGAGCUAGUGUUAGUGCACCCCCUGCACAAUCGAAGGAAUCGGUGAAAGCAUCAGAUUAUGGGGAUAAUUUUCCUGUUGGCACAAAAGUUCAGGCUGUUUGGAGUGAAGAUGGAGAGUGGUAUGAUGCAACUAUUGAGGCAAUUACUCCAAAUGGGUAUUAUGUCUGCUUUGACGGAUGGGGAAACAAGGAAGAGGUGGAUCCUGCCAAUGUCAGGGCGAUUGAACACAAUGCUUUGCUUGAAGCUGAAAAGGAUGCUGAGGCUACAAAACAAGCUAUCAAACGUAAGAUUGCUCAAGCUGCUUCUGUUGACUUUCAAUCUCGAAGUUUACCAGCUAAGCUUCGAAUAGCUGAUGAUGACCCCGAGGAUGUGAAAGCUGCCAAGCGAAAGAAGAUACAUGCUUUCAAGUCAAAGAUGCGACUUGAACAACUUGAAAUGGCACAAAAUAAGCGGCAGAAUGCUUGGCAGCAGUUUCAGACGACCAAAGGCAAGACUAAAAAGGUUGGUUUUUUCUCGGGGCGCAAGCGCGAGAGCAUCUUCAAGUCUCCAGAUGAUCCUCAUGGUAAGGUUGGUGUGACAGGAAGUGGAAAGGGCUUGACAGAUUUCCAGAAAAGAGAAAAGCACUUGCAUCUCAAAGGAGGAAAUGUUGAGAUAACUGAUGACUAGGCUAGCCUGAUAUGUUUUGCUGGUUGUUUGAGCAGAGUUGUAUUCAAGGGGUGUUGUAAACAUGAAGUGUUGAAACAUGAAAAUUCCAUUAUGCUCCUUUGCAAGGAUUUGCUACUUUUUUACACAAGUUAUUAAUGAUAUUACAUUGGAAAAAAAAAAGAAACUCACAAUCGAUGUUACUGUACUUUUUCUUUUUUCAUAGUUGAGGUUACUGAGAUUUGAUAUCGAACUAUUGAAA
Molecule: messenger RNA, 1224 nt
Organism: Durio zibethinus
Lineage: Eukaryota; Viridiplantae; Streptophyta; Magnoliopsida; Malvales; Malvaceae
Product: nucleic acid binding/RNA binding protein
Biological process (GO): mRNA processing
Cellular component (GO): cytoplasm; nucleus
Molecular function (GO): RNA binding
Source: RefSeq, a predicted model, not a curated record